Molecule: messenger RNA, 2532 nt
Organism: Malaya genurostris
Lineage: Eukaryota; Metazoa; Arthropoda; Insecta; Diptera; Culicidae
Product: angiogenic factor with G patch and FHA domains 1-like
Exons: 7
Coding region: 115-2463 (782 amino acids)
Molecular function (GO): protein binding; nucleic acid binding
Source: RefSeq, a predicted model, not a curated record
AGGAAAAAGUUGGGAAUUUGUAGCGAAUUGCGGACUAGCAGUAUGUAAAGUUUUUGAAAUAAUAGCGAUAUUUCUAAUGUAAAGUUGUAAAAUUCACUUUAAAAGUGUAGCAAAAUGCGCAGAAAUAGUUCCCUGUUAAAAUUCAAAUUCAAAACUAUAAACGAUCUCAGCAAAUUCCCCGCGUUCCAAGUUCGCCAAUAUGUUCGCAACUUGCAUCAACAUAUCCACAAACAGGAUGUGAUAAUCCGGAAGCUACGGCGGAGGGUGGAUAGAUUGAAAGCAGCACAAAACGAAUUGUUACCCGAAGCUGAUCUGACGAAGGACCAUGACAAGGUAGACGAUGAUGUGCUGCAGGCCUUGGAGAAAGCGGAAAGGCAACAAGAACAAGCCGACAAACCGGUUGAAUCCUUGGAUGUGAAAGCCUUUGUAAACGACAUCAAAAAGACCGCCGAAGAUUUCGACUUUCAAAACCGGUACAUCUAUGAACCAACUUCCGGAUUGUACUAUGAUCCUGCCACCGGUUACUAUUACAACGCGAUAUACGGGUUGCAUUAUGAUGGUCAACGGGGCUGCUACCUGAAAUACAAUGAAGAGUCCAAAGAGUACGAAUUCUACUCGCAAGUGAUGCCAGAAGAAACACAGGAAGAGAAAAAACCCAAAGCUCAUCAAAAGAAACGGGCGGAGCUGGCUAGUGCUGCACUCGACCGGGAUGACACGUCCGACCGACGGCGUCGGCGACGAUCGAGUUCCACAGAAGAGAGACGGCGAUGGCGUGAGGAGCGUGACCAGAAGCGACGCUAUUGGCGAAGUCGAAGUCGCAGCCUGAGCCCGAGUCGCUAUCGACGCUAUAGGGAAAGUCGAAGCCGCAGUCGUAGUCGCGAUCGCGACAGGGACUUUCUGGAACAGCGUCGUCAAUCGGAUUCCUACGAAAAUGAAGAAUCGCAGUCGUCAUCGUCGUCGUCGGAAGAAGAUGUCGCUCCAUAUUUUAAAAAUUUGCGAAAAGAAGGAAAAAAAUCUGAGCGAAAGAAGCAGAUAAAAUCCGAGAAGGAGGAAUGCAUCGAAUCCGAUGAUAACCGAGAGGAAGGGGAGUUGGACAGUAGCGAUAGCGAAUCAGGCAGUAAAUCUGUUGUCCUAGUAGAUUCCAGCAGUUCCGAUCGAGACGUUCCGUUGAAAGAGUUCACAGGAAAUUAUUCAGAUGUUGUUAAAAAAUAUCCUCCCUCGCUGCGAAUGAUUGUCCGGCAAACCGACCUGCAUGAUCUGAGAGAAGGUUCUUUAUUUAUCGUCACCUACAAGGGAGGUUCGCUGGGUCGGGAAGGAGAUCAUGACGUUAUCAUUCCAGAUAUUAAAGUGUCCAAGUACCAUUUGAAGUUCACAUACGACAACAAACGGAGUGUCUACCAGGUUGUGGAUCUCGGUUCUCGCAACGGAACACUUCUGAAUGGGGUUCGUAUGACCGGGACGAUGAAAGAAAGCGAUCCGUUUGACAUCGAGCAUGGAGACGAGAUUCGGCUAAAUCAAACCACUCUGUUGUGUCACAUUCACGAUGGCAACGUGACAUGUGACAAUUGUGAGCCCGGUUUGCUAGUCAAGAAUGUUGCUUGUAACGAGUUCGAUGAUGACCGGAUAACGAAACCGGUUAGCUACAAAGAAGGACUGAAACUGCUACAGAAGCGAUACGGACUGGAAGAUGAAAAAUACGUGGAACCGGCCGAACCAUGUGCUCCGGAUUAUAAGGACCGUGCUGCCCACCGUCGAAAUACAAAGGGAAGCAGUAAUGAGCAUGCCAAGACGGUAGCGGCUUCCGUGGAUCAACACAUCGAUAGCAAGAAUAAAGGCUUCAAGAUGCUGUCCAAACUGGGCUGGAGCGCUGGGCAGACAUUGGGUAAAAAUGACGAGGGUCUGGUGGAGCCGAUACCGAUCGUGAGCAACGUUGGCACCAGUGGGUUGGGCAGUCAAAAGCUUGCUGAACCCGACGUUCGGCAAUGGAUGAAUGAUCGGAAACAAUCGAUAUGGAAACUUACUCAGCAGCGAUAUAAAAAAUGCGUCAAUGAGGAGGAAAAGAGUGCCGAAGAUGGUUCCAAGACGGUUCCGGCCGAAACAUCCACAGCAGCAACGGUGCACAAGCAAAUCAGUAGUGAAAAUAAAGGAUUCCAACUGCUGUCAAAAUUGGGUUGGAGUGAAGGGCAAGCUUUGGGUAAUAAAAUCGGUGGAUUGAAGGAACCCAUCAAGCUGCUGUCCAAUGCAGGAACCAGCGGAUUAGGGAGCAAGCCUCUACUGCAAAUGGGGACCGAGAACCGUGCGACAUUGGUUACUGCGAAAAAGAAGAAAAUACAGAAGAAAAAGAAAAAGGGCACGGCUGUCAAUGGUGCCAUCAAAGGACAGCAAACUGCCACCCAGGGUAAUCCAAAAAAGAAGAAAAAGCAUAAGAAACCGAAAAGCAAAAAUGUAACCAGCAAUACGUGAUUCAGACUGAGAUCAAUGAACUCUUUGGUAUGAUUGAAUUCCAAUAAAUUAGUUGUUUUUAGCGCAAAA